This is a messenger RNA of Macrobrachium nipponense, 4680 nucleotides long. Its product is annotated as zinc finger protein 708-like. The transcript has 2 exons. NCBI's taxonomy places the organism in Eukaryota, Metazoa, Arthropoda, Malacostraca, Decapoda, Palaemonidae. Gene Ontology annotation, biological process: regulation of DNA-templated transcription. The record is from RefSeq and is a predicted model, not a curated record. The coding region runs from base 627 to 2678 and encodes 683 amino acids. Gene Ontology annotation, molecular function: RNA polymerase II cis-regulatory region sequence-specific DNA binding; DNA-binding transcription factor activity, RNA polymerase II-specific.
UGCUACGCAAUCCUCAAAUAUUAUUAAUAAAACAUGACCUCGUCACUUUUGACACUUGACCCCACGUAAUAUGUCUUAUUUAAGAGAAAGUGAUUAAUUACCACAAAUUACCGAAGAGGAACUGAAAGCAUGAUAAGUAACAGGAACAGUCAUCAGCUUUAUUCAAAUGGAACUAAAAUUAUGCAAGUUCUGUCAGAAUUGUAUAGCGGAAUGUAUCCUAGUUUCUUCUGGGAUCUAACCAUUAUUGAAGGAUGUUUUCAAUGUCACUUUGGCUCUGAUCAUUUCCCUUACUAGGUAUAUAAAGAAACUCCUUAAAUGAAAGUACAAUUGGCUAUAUUCCAUAGAAAUUUGUGUAAGAUAAGCUAUAUUUUAGAUUUGUUGGUUAAUUGAACUGAUAAUGACAAUAAGUGGACUUUUUAAUAGUUUAUAUAAAUAAAACAUUAUCAGAAAUUUGUUUGGUCUGUGCCACUGCUAGUAUAUUGUUGAAUUUUAAUUUAUUAUGAUACUCAUGAAUUCAGUAGUUCCUAUAUUGUAUUAGUAUACUAAAGUAGAUGAUAUAUUUUUUAAAUGAUGAUAUGUGAAGACAAAUUUGAUUUAUAAAAUCAAAUAUAUCUCAUGCUUUAAUAAUGGAUAAGGUAGAACACUGUAGUCCCAUUUUGCGUUUACAAACAAACAAAGGUUCAAAAACUAUUCUGACUGAUGUAAAUCCAAAGUCUAUGGAACCUGAUUUAAAAGUAGGUAUACAGAAUCUUCUAAUGGUAAAGUCUAUACCAACUGAUUUUAAAAUGAAGGCUCCACAAUGUGGUUCGAAUGUAGAAUGUGAUGAGAAAGAUUUGAGGUGGAAGCAUGUUAAAACUGAUAGUAUAAACAUUCAAAAUUACUCCCCCAUGGAACCAUUGCCCGCUGAAUCUAGAAUUGAUGGUCAUGACUUGAAUCCAACCAACUUUAAGCAAAGUGAUGUAAGAAAAGAACAUCUUAGGACAGACUUAAGUGAUCAGGAUUCAGAAGAUGAUGCUUUUGUUGAGUCUAGCAAGAAAAGUGAUGUUCAGGAUUUGGAAAGUGAGCAGAACCUGCCUCCUCUUGUGAAUACAGAAAGCAAGUACAAAUUCAAAUGCAAUUUGUGUGGUAAAAUGUUCACCCUGAAAUCCUGUCUAACAAGACACCUGUUAAUGCACACAGGUGCCAAGAACUAUUCGUGUCACAUUUGUAACAAGGGAUUCUAUCAGAAGUCUGAUUUAACGAGACAUUUGGUCACUCAUACGGGAGUGAAACAAUUUCAGUGUGAUAUUUGCUUCAAAAAAUUUACCCAGAAAGUUGGAUUGAAGCGACAUAGAUCCUUACACUUCGCUUCGAUGGGGGUCAGGUGCGAGUAUUGCAACAAAGAAUUCGCCAAGUUGUCGUAUUUGAAGAAACACGAAAUCAUUCAUUCAGGCAUCAGAAAAUUCAAGUGUGAUUUGUGCGACAGGACUUUUUACCAAAAGUGUGAUCUAACCCGUCACCUGGUGGUUCACACCGGUGUCAAGGACUACAAGUGUGAGGUCUGCUGUAAGAGUUUCUCGCAGAAGUCAAUUUUGACUCAGCAUUUAACGAUUCACACGGGCGUGAGAAACAGGUGCAAAAUAUGUGGGAAGGAGUUCUCCACCAAAUCUUACUUGAAUCAGCACAUGGUCACACACACUGGGAUCAAAGAGUUCAAGUGUGAAGUGUGCAAUGUUGAAUUUUACCUCAAAUCGACUCUGUCACAGCACAUGCUCAUACACAGCGAAGUGAAAAACCACAAGUGCAGUUUGUGUGAGAAGAGUUUCUACCGUAACACAGACCUAGCCAAACAUAUGACAAUUCAUACUGGAAUUAAGAAAUUUAAAUGCGAGGUGUGUGAAAAGCAAUUUUCAAAGAAGUGUAAUUUAACAACCCACAUGGCCAUACAUAGAGAAGUCAAGGACUACCACUGCGAAGUGUGUGGCAAAGGGUUUGCUGUAAAGUCCAAUUACAAUAAGCAUGUAGUGAAGCACUCAGGCAAGAAAAAGUUCCAGUGCGAAUUUUGCAGAAAGACAUUUUGGUGUAGUGUAAAUUUGAAGCAGCACCUGAAGAGACAUACAGGCCACAAAAAUCACAAGUGUGAUAUGUGCUUCAAAGAAUUUUACACAAGGUCAGAAUUAACAAAACACGUACUAAAACACAAUUCAUUAAAAAAUUAUACCUGCGAGUUAUGUGGUGUCGAAUGCCUGCAGAAAUCGGACCUCUUUCAGCAUAUGUCCAUGCAUAUUAAUUCCCUGUCAUAUGAUUGUUCGUUAUGCAUGAAAAACUUCUCGUUGAAGUCUCAGUUGAGUGAACACUUGAAGCUUCAUGCUCGAAAGAAAAAGAGUAUUGAUGGGAAGGUGAGCUCAGUCCCUGUUGUAAGAAAACAAAACAAGUGUGUAAAAGAUAAUGAAAGUUCAUCUAGUCACCAAACCUCGAACAAAGGAAGCUUAAAGCUGGAGAUAGACCCUAUUGAACCUGGCUGCUCCAAUUGGAGCAGCAUAGGAAAGGUCAAAGAAGAAGAAAUUGGCGAGGAAGGAUGUUUUAUAAAUCCUGUGUAUUUAUUAGAAGUUAGAGAAGAAAACAAAAGCACUCCAGGAGGGAAAAGUUCUGCGGAAGGAAAGUGUGUCGUUAAAGAGGAGGUCAUGGAUGGAACAUGAACUAAUAAUUCCUUAAUUCAUGACCUAUUAUGUCCCUGUUGAUGAGAGUGGGAGCAUUAAUGUAAAGGAUUAUAUUUUUUAUAUUUUGUUAGUUCCAAAGAUUUUUGCUCAUUUUGCCAAGUAUUAAAUUAAUAAAAUUACUUGCAGUUUUGUACUUUGAUAUAUUUAUAAAGUGACCUAAGUUCACAUGAUCUUUCCUUUGUCUUGACAGAGAAGAUUAUAUAUAACAAAUGUGCAAAUGCAUUCAUUUGACAAUACUGUAUUGUUUGAUGAAAAAUAACACGUGUUAUUUAUAUGUAAAUAUAAACUUGUAUAUAUCUUCUGUUUUUUUGUGUGUUAAUGAAGAACAUGUUUGGAAUACAGUCUUUCUUACUCUCCUCUAUGAAUUACUAAUCCCAGGUACAUAAUUUGUCCAAGCUGGUGACCUUGAAGAGACAAUGAUUACCCUUUUGCCAUGGGCAGAAAUCUGUUCCCAAGUUCACAAGCUUGUCAUUUUUAAGAGGUCUUGUCUCCAGAACUUCUGGCUCCUUGAGGAAUAGACAUGUACAUACUUGUGGGUAAUACAAACACUCUUUAGCUCUGUAUUUGUUAAGCAGUAAUUUGUAUUUCCUGCAAAUAUUUAAAAAUGGUAGAUAUGAACAAUUUUGUAAGCUCCUUGCUCUCAUUCCUUCUGUUACUUUACCAUUCUUACUACAGUUAUUCAAGAAGCUUAUGGUAAGGUAUGGUUAUUUUCUCAUGGCUGCCUACUCCAUAAACUGUGUUACACUUUAAUGUAAGAAGGUGAUUUAAUAUAACUAAUUUGUUCGAUUAAUGUCCAAAUAUACUAGAAAUUUUUCCAUAAAUAUUGUUUUCAACACUACUGAAUUAUUUACCUGAUUCUGCAAAUGCAAUACUAAUGGCUAAUCAUGUAAAAGCUCAGAGUAUCCAAGGUUGGUACCUUAGUGACAUUUGGUAAAUAUUGUUAGAUUUGUGGAUCCAGUUUUAAACUUUAACAUCUUUACAACCUGGAACGUUCUUCCACCAUUCCAGCAUGCCUGGCUAAUCUUUGUAUCCCCCUCAGCAAGAUGUAGGAUUAUUUCUUUGACAACUUCAACACAAAAGUUGUCAAUAACAUUUGACAACACCCAAGAGUUCACCUGAAUUUUAUUCUUGUAAGUAUAUGGAGUGAGAUAAAAAGUUUUAAAAGAAGUACAUUUAGAAAAUACAAAAAUUCCAUGAUUUCAAUUUAGCCAUUACUCACUUUCAAAUAUACACCUCAUGCAGUGGUGCAUGUUUUAUAUGAAAUCUCUUCAUGCUGUAAUAUCCAUAACCAUUAUAUAUCUACUUUUUUUGACCAGAGGUGUGAUAUCUACUGUGAUUAUUGUCUCAGAUUCUGUGAUCAGAACUGGCAUCCCUGUGCAUUGAUGACUUGUUUCUUUAAUAACCAUCUUGGUUGUGGUAUGAAUCCUGUCUGUACAGUCUGCAUCUUGAGUCCUGAGUAGUUGUUUUUCUAGUCAUGAAGAAUGGUGACUUCUUGUCCCAUUUGUGUCUGAGGUAGUCAUUCACUCUUUACGUUGUCACUUAACCAAAAAGACUUGCUUGUCAAAACUUAUUUGGUGAGAGGAGGAAGCCUUUGUCUAAUACAAAAAAAAAAAAAGUCAAUGACAGUCUCAAAAGUAAUCAGUCUCCAACUCUGAAGCUGAGGACCUUGAAUCAUCCUCAGACUUGGUGACCCCUCCUCUGCCAGCUGGUAUGACCAGUUUAUGAAAAUUUGGCUUUUAAGCCAUUCAGUGAACAAGGUGACAAUGAAAGUUGGAGUGGUUGAACAGCUAAAUGGAAGAAAGGAAGUGGGAAUGGAGGUAAAGUAAAGGGAUAAAUGGGUGCAGCUACGGACGUUAGUGAUUCUGCAGACAACCUUUUGUAAUACCUACAGUACUCCUUUUGAGAUGCACUUGCAAAACUGCAAGUCAUGCUGAAAUAGUGCAGCAAGAAAAGCCGUGUAUCUAAAGCAAAUAAGGAUGAA